AUCUACAUAUAUUUUAUAUACACUUCCUUUCAGUAUUAUACGUAUAUAUUAUAUCUAUAAUAUAAAUUCAAGUAAAUUACUUAAAAAAAUGGUGUGUAAAUCAGAAACAUCAAACAGGAAAUUAAACAAGGAGAGGCAAAGGAAGGGAUUAUGGUCACCGGAAGAAGAUGAGAAGCUUAGGAGCCAUGUGCUCAAAUAUGGCCAUGUGUGCUGGAGCACUAUUCCUAUUCAAGCUGGAUUGCAGCGGAAUGGGAAGAGUUGUAGACUAAGGUGGGUUAAUUAUUUAAGACCUGGACUUAAGAAGGGUGCGUUCACUAAAGAAGAAGAAGCCACACUUCUCUCACUCCAUUCCAUAUUGGGUAACAAAUGGGCUCAGAUAUCAAAAUAUUUACCUGGAAGAACCGACAACGAGAUCAAAAACUAUUGGCAUUCUUAUCUAAAGAAGAGUGUACCAUCCACAAAACAUGAAACCACAAGAACCCCUCAAACACAUUCCCCUCAAACACAUUCAGUCACAAACUCAGUCAAGACCUUGGAAAGUACAACCGGGGGUUCUUCUUCCUUUAUCAAUGUGGGUGAAUCAUUUAGUACUAAAGUAUUAAACUUUUCGCCUAGUGUCGUGUUCUCCGAAUGGUUAGAUCACAGUUUGGUUAUGGAUCAAUCACAUCAAAAAUGUACUUAUGUUCAAGAGCAUACUGUACCGGAACAGAGGGAAUUCGUUGGAACAUUUGGCCAACGUUUUUACGAAAACAACAACUCGUUGGAUGAUUUCAUACCAAACUCGGAUUUUUUAUUGGAGGACGAAAUUGAGUUUUGUACUUCAUUUUCAGACAGCUUUUUGGUCGACGCUCUUGCAAGUGAACAACGGUCAAUGUGAAUAAGAAGAGAGUCUAUAGAUGACGUUGGAGCAGUUAAGUGUUUAAAUUACGUGCGUAGUAGCGAAUAAAAGAUUACAUAGUUUUAAGUUAACUACUAAGCUGUAUUUAUUGUACAUUAUUGACAUUCUAAUUUGACAUAUAAUAGAAUCAAUAAAGAUCUUUUCUACUGAAAUUCUUUAGCCACUAGGGUCAAACCGGGCA
This is a messenger RNA of Raphanus sativus (radish), 1079 nucleotides long. Its product is annotated as transcription factor LAF1. The record is from RefSeq and is a predicted model, not a curated record. NCBI's taxonomy places the organism in Eukaryota, Viridiplantae, Streptophyta, Magnoliopsida, Brassicales, Brassicaceae. The transcript has 3 exons. Bases 89 to 877 code for a protein of 262 amino acids.